AUGGCUGAAGUCGCCGGCUUAGUUCUUGGAGAAAUGCCUCUUAUUAUAUCAGUAUUAAAGCACCACGAUGAGUUAUCGGAGUACACACUGGCUUUCUUCCGUUGGCAGAAGGCCAAAUCACUGAUGACACGACAACUUGCGCUAUGUCAGGUGGACUUUGAGUUGAAUAUGCGCUUGCUUCUUAAAGCCGCCGUUAGCCCAGAGAAGCACUUUGAAAUGAUAGAGAACCCGCAGCAUGUUUCAUGGAAAGACGGCGAGUUCCUCCAAAAGAUAGAACAGAAGUUGGGCAAGUCUUAUGCGCUCCUGAUAAGCAUAUUGCGUGACAUCGAAGGUACUAUGGUUUGGAUCGCUUCAAGCCUUGAUAUAGCCGGUUCAUAUGAGCUGGCGCAAAAGGGAUUGGGAGCCAUCAUACAAGAGCAGGCUCCUGUCGCCCAGACCGCGCAUCCGCGAAAGGCUCUCCGACUACAAAAGCGAGCGAAGUUUACAUGGAGCCGCCAUAAGAUCAAGGCUGAGAUGAAGAAGCUGGAAGAUUGCAAUGCAAAGUUGACCAGAAUCUUGACAGCUUCUAAUUCGCUCACCGAGUCGGCACCAACCACGGACAAAAUGGCCGUAAGCUUCGUUGGACUUCUAGAAGAAAUCUCUAGAAACGCUUCCAGAGUCCAUGAUGCAUUAUCCAACAGUUGGUGCGUCCUUGGUGACUGUACCCAUAAGGCUGGCAUAAUGUUGGAGGAGAGACUGUCUCGAAAAUCCAUGAGCCACAAAUCUGGUGCAACUCGUCCAUAUGGAAAUUUUGGACACUUUAGUAUCUCACUUUGGAGAGAUGCUGUAGCGACCUGGCUGAAUGCUGAGUUCCGUCUGGAUCCUGACGAAAUACGGGAACCAAGCAGUCGCCGCGUGCGUUUCCAGCCUUCCAAUAUCCUCAUUGACCAGCCUCAAGCCCAGGAAGUCACCGACAUCUGUGCAUUCAUUCGGAACGCUUCUCAUCCCGGCCUAGGAUUUUCUAUUGAUAACCGUAAUGUCUUACGUCGUCUUGAUCGACUGGAGAGCUCAUAUAGCCACAAUCUACAGACGGGACUUAGUUUGCAGGAUCUGCUACCUGACAUGAAAAAUCAAUCAUUUGCGUUAUCUGACUUCUACCGUCUAGCUAUUACAUUGGCAUCAUCCUGCAUUCAGCUUCGAGGCACUCGCUAG
This is a messenger RNA of Fusarium redolens, 1191 nucleotides long. RefSeq lists its product as uncharacterized. The record is from RefSeq and is a predicted model, not a curated record. The transcript is spliced from 3 exons. NCBI's taxonomy places the organism in Eukaryota, Fungi, Ascomycota, Sordariomycetes, Hypocreales, Nectriaceae. The coding region runs from base 1 to 1191 and encodes 396 amino acids.